Vicia faba (fava bean) is the source of this 1134-nucleotide messenger RNA. Lineage: Eukaryota; Viridiplantae; Streptophyta; Magnoliopsida; Fabales; Fabaceae. The record is from the annotation of a GenBank genome assembly.
AUGGGACAUCACUCUUGCUGCAACAAACAGAAAGUUAAAAGAGGCUUAUGGUCACCUGAAGAAGAUGAAAAACUCAUCAACUACAUCACUACUUAUGGACAUGGUUGUUGGAGUUCUGUACCUAAACUUGCUGGUUUGCAAAGAUGUGGAAAAAGCUGUAGAUUAAGAUGGAUUAAUUAUCUAAGACCUGAUUUGAAACGUGGAAGCUUUUCUCCUCAAGAAGCUGCUCUUAUUAUUGAACUUCAUACCAUUCUUGGCAACAGGUGGGCACAGAUAGCAAAACAUUUACCAGGAAGAACUGAUAAUGAAGUGAAGAACUUUUGGAAUUCAAGCAUAAAGAAGAAACUACUUUCACAUGAUUUUGUUCCUUCUUUAACUACAUUUUCUGAUCAUAUUCACUGUCCUAGAAAUGAAACUUUCUUCCCUUUAUUAAAUGACAAUCCUAUCCUUCAUAACAACUCUCAUCAUCAAUAUCACUUAGAUCAUCGUCUAUACUUUCCCAUCAAUCUUCCAUCUCCAAUCCUACAAGAUCAAAAUGAUCAUAUCAACAAUAUUGAUAAUGAUAUCAACAACAUUUUCAAUGCCAAUUUUCAUAAUCCAACUUUGCCACAAACACUUCCUUGCUCCAAUACUCUUAUUUCAUCUUCUUUUGACCAAUUUGAUACUUGCUCAUUCAUUCAUCAUCUCAAUCCAAAUAUUCACCAAAACUUUAAUAUUGUUGACAAUUUCAUCAAUAAUAAUAAUCCAAACACAAUAUGGCAACAUCAACCGCAACCGCAACAGCAACAACAAUAUGACACUAGUAGUCAUCAUUUGGUGGAACUUGAUCAUUCUAUUGUGCCAAAAGUUUGUGAAAUUGAAACCAUUAAGGAUAAUUUUGUUUCUAGCAUCCCAUUUUCUUCUUCUGAUUCACAACAUCAUCAUCAUGAUGAUCUUAUCCAUGAAAUUGUGGCUGCAGAAGCCAAUAACAAUGAUGUUCAUCGAGCUUUGGAGUAUAAUAUUAUGGAUGCUCUCAUCAUGUCAUCAUCAUUACCAUCCUCAACAACAACAACAACACCUUCAUCAUCACCACCUCUAUCAUUCUACCAAGCACCAGAAAAAAUUCUCACAAAACCUAUCCUUCCUUCAUCAUAA